GUUCAAUCUUUCAAAUUCCAGGAUCUGAUCUCUCUGUUCUCUUCUUGAAGUUUCAACGAGAUAUCUACGCUUGUUCUAAGUUUCCAAGUGCUAGAGAAAGAUGCCUGAGCUUUUUGCAUUUAUGGGGGGUAACAUGCGAUCUGGAAGUGAGAAUGUGCUUAGUGCUGUCGUUCCCUUGUUGAAACUUCUCUCGCUUGCAGUCAUAGGCCUAGUUCUUGCCCACCCAAAGAUCCAAAUCGUUCCCAAAGCGACCUUCAAGCUCCUCAGCAAACUUGUCUUCGCCCUCUUUCUGCCGUGCCUGAUUUUCACCCAUCUCGGUAAAUCUAUAACCCUCCAUAACGUCUUACUUUGGUGGUUUGUUCCUGUAAACGUGCUGCUUAGUACAGUCAUAGGCUGCAUUUUGGGGUACUUGGUCGCACUUGUGUGCCGCCCACCACCUGAAUUCUUCAGAUUCACGAUCAUGAUGACUGGAUUUGGCAACACUGGAAACCUUCCUAUUGCCAUUGUGGGGUCCGUUUGCCAUAGCCCAGAUAACCCAUUUGGACCCACUUGCCAUCGUGAUGGUGUCACCUAUGUCUCCUUCGCCCAAUGGGUUGCUGUGAUUCUUGUUUAUACAUUAGUUUACCACAUGAUGGAGCCUCCAUUGGAGUACUAUGAGAUCAUCUCGGAGGGUAUUGAGAUUGAGGAAGUUCCGAUCAAUAACAUCAGCAGGCCUCUCCUUGUUGAAGCUGAAUGGCCUGGGAUGGAGGAUCAAGAAACAGAACAUUCAAAGACACCCUUUAUUGCCAGGGUCUUUAGAAGCAUUUCAGGUGCUUCACAGACCAAUUUCCCUGACCUUGAUCUAACGGCAGAGGGAGGGAGCAGCAGUCCGAAAUCGAUCAGGUGUUUGGCGGAGCCGAGGGUGGUCCGAAGGAUGAGAAUUGUUGCCGAAAAGACUCCAGUACGUCACGUUCUUCAGCCACCUACAAUCGCUUCUUUGUUAGCUAUCAUCAUUGGGAUGGUUCCCCAGUUGAAGGACUUUUUCUUUAGUGUAGAUGCUCCACUUUCGUUCUUCACAGAUAGUUUGGAUAUUUUGGCGGGUGCGAUGGUUCCAUCAGUCAUGCUUAUUCUCGGAGGAAUGCUUUUGGAGGGGCCGAACGAUUCAGGUCUUGGGAUUCGAACUACUGUUGGGAUUAUGGUGGUGAGGCUUCUGGUGCUUCCACUGGUGGGGAUUGGAGUGGUUGCAUUGGCAGACAAAUUGAACUUUUUGGUCCAUGGCGAUCAGAUGUACCGAUUUGUCCUUCUAUUGCAGUACACGACACCAAGCGCCAUUUUGCUGGGGGCGAUUGCUAGUUUGAGGGGCUAUGCUGUUAGAGAAGCAUCAGCGCUCCUGUUCUGGCAACAUAUCUUUGCAGUGUUCUCACUCUCGUUGUAUCUUGUGAUCUAUUUCAAAUUGCUUUCAUAUAUUUGAGGUUUUAUUUCUAACUUGGGCGACCCAUAGUAUGAAGAUCAACCAUUCUAUCAAGAAGGGUACUGUAACAGUACAAGUAGUGUCUCACUUUGCAGUUUCCCAGUUUCCAAUGCUUGAAAGAAGCCACAUAGGGAAGUUUUUUAUAGACAUAAACUCAAAACCUUUCAGCUUUUUUUGGCCAUGGGACCCUUUUGAGCCGGAACGGAUCGUUGCAAAAUGGGUCAUUGGAGGUUUGUAACCUGAGACUUGGCUCAUGUUCAAAUUGUUUAUUGUUUGUGAAUCGAGCUGACUCGGUUAGUCUUCGUGCCUCCCUUUUUCUUUUCUUCAAGCAGAAUAUUUGCCGGGUCUGUUGUGUCUUUCUCCAAUUGAUUUGUGACAAGUCCAUUUCUCUAUUUCUAUUGUUUUAAGGGGUGUUUGUGAAUGUGGAAAUCCAGGUUUCUGUUGAAAACCCUUUCCCAUCAUUUGAAUAAAAAAGAAAAAGGAGAAACCCAACGUUGGAAACUGAA
Messenger RNA from Magnolia sinica, 1956 nucleotides. Its product is annotated as protein PIN-LIKES 2. The transcript is spliced from 3 exons. Gene Ontology annotation, biological process: endoplasmic reticulum to cytosol auxin transport. NCBI's taxonomy places the organism in Eukaryota, Viridiplantae, Streptophyta, Magnoliopsida, Magnoliales, Magnoliaceae. The record is from RefSeq and is a predicted model, not a curated record. Gene Ontology annotation, cellular component: membrane. Bases 101 to 1450 code for a protein of 449 amino acids.